CGACGGUUAUAGCUAGGAGGUAGCGAGGAUUAUAGCAUCGGCUUUGCCAUUUUAAAUACUACCGGCACAUUCAGCAAGAAUCGACAGCGUCGAAAAUCCACUUGAGUCAAUCAUUCAUCUUGCAGUAGAUUUUUUUUGUAUAAUUUUCCGGAUCAUGCUGAAGUCAGAAGGAAAACGCAUAGCAGAAAACCAUCAUUUGCCUUGAGCCGCGCUGCAGUGCCAUCACUCUGCCUCUGUCCUAUUGGAUUUCAACAGCAGAUCGAUCUACAAAACCACACCGCAUUGGGUUAUAACUGGGAUUUUCUCUCUUUUGUCGCGGUUAAGUAUAACGGUUUAGUAUAACGGAAGUUAGUGGUUUGCAGAGGACUGAAUUAUAGUUAAACUGGGAUGGACAAUGCCCAUACAAAGACGGUUGAGGAGGUGCUGGGAUACUUCGGUGUCAAUGAAACAACAGGACUGAGCUCUGAGCAAUUAAGGAAAAGCAGGGAAAGAUGGGGCACCAAUGAGUUACCUGCAGAAGAAGGGAAGUCACUAUGGGAACUUGUUCUGGAGCAGUUUGAAGAUCUGCUUGUUCGGAUUCUCCUUCUUGCGGCCUGUAUUUCCUUUACUCUGGCCUGGUUUGAGGAAGGUGAAGGAACCAUUACAGCCUUCGUAGAGCCAUUUGUCAUCCUCCUCAUUCUUAUUGCCAAUGCCAUUGUAGGAGUGUGGCAGGAGCGUAAUGCAGAAAAUGCCAUCGAAGCCCUAAAACAGUAUGAGCCGGAGAUGGGGAAAGUGUACAGACAAGACAGGAAGAGUGUACAGAGGGUCAGAGCCAGGGACAUUGUGCCUGGAGACAUUGUGGAGGUGGCUGUUGGUGAUAAAGUCCCAGCAGAUAUCCGACUUACCUCCAUACGCUCUACUACUCUGAGAGUGGACCAGUCCAUCCUGACAGGGGAGUCUGUAUCCGUAAUAAAACACACAGACCCAGUGCCUGACCCCCGUGCCGUCAACCAGGAUAAGAAAAACAUGCUCUUUUCUGGGACGAAUAUUGCGGCAGGACGAGCGAUAGGUGUUGUAGUGGCAACAGGUGUACACACAGAGAUCGGGAAGAUCAGAGAUGAGAUGGCGGCCACCGAUCCAGAGAGAACCCCUCUGCAGCAGAAACUAGACCAGUUUGGAGAGCAACUCUCUAAGGUGAUCACAUUGAUCUGUGUGGCGGUGUGGGGCAUUAACAUCAGUCACUUCAGUGACCCAGUGCACGGAGGCAGCUGGCUGCGUGGAGCUGUGUACUACUUUAAAAUCGCCGUCGCUCUGGCUGUAGCCGCCAUCCCUGAGGGUCUUCCUGCCGUCAUCACCACGUGCCUGGCGCUUGGCACACGCCGCAUGGCCCGCAAAAAUGCUAUAGUCCGUUCCCUCCCAUCUGUAGAGACCCUUGGCUGCACCUCCGUCAUCUGCUCUGACAAAACAGGCACUCUUACCACCAACCAGAUGUCUGUCUGCAGGAUGUCUAUUGUGGACAUCGUGGCAGGUGAGAGGUGUUUACUGAACGAGUUUACAAUAACUGGAUCUACUUACGCCCCUGAAGGAGAAGUGUAUAAGGACGGUGUACCGGUACGCUGCAGUCAGUAUGAAGGGCUGGUGGAAAUGGCCUCUAUCUGUGCCCUAUGUAACGACUCUUCGCUGGAUUACAAUGAGAGUAAAGGGGUUUAUGAGAAAGUAGGAGAAGCGACUGAGACGGCACUCUGUUGUCUGGUGGAGAAGAUGAACGUGUUUGACACAGACCUGAAGGGCCUCGCACCUACUGAAAGAGCCACUGCCUGCUGUUCAGUCAUAAAGCAGCUAAUGAGGAAAGAGAUGACUCUGGAGUUUUCUCGAGACAGGAAGUCCAUGUCUGUUUUCUGCUCUCCAAACAAACUCACUCGCUCUGCUUCAGGUGCCAAGAUGUUUGUCAAGGGGGCACCAGAGAGUGUACUGGAGCGUUGCCGCUGGAUACGGGUAGGAGGUGGUACACGGGUGCCAAUGAGCUCUGACCUAAGAGAGCAGCUCUUAAGCACAGUAAGAGAGUGGGGCUCGGGACGUGAUACACUACGCUGCCUCGCCAUGGCAACCAGGGAUUCACCCCCUGACCCUCGAACCCUGAAUUUAGAGAACUCUGCAACCUUCUCAGAAUAUGAGUCGGACUUGACAUUCGUGGGCUGUGUGGGAAUGUUAGAUCCACCCAGGAAGGAAGUGCUGAGUGCAGUGCGUAUGUGCAGACAGGCUGGCAUACGGGUCAUUAUGAUCACAGGCGACAAUAAGGGCACUGCCCUGUCAAUCUGUCGUCGAGUGGGCAUCAUCACUGAGCAGGAGGAAGAGGAGGCUGAAGGUGGGCCGUAUGGCAGCGGCCUCACAGGACGUGAGUUUGAUGAGCUGCCUCCCCACCUGCAGCGGGAGGCCUGCCGCACCGCCCGCUGUUUCGCCCGCGUCGAACCAACUCACAAGAGCCGCAUUGUGGAAUAUUUGCAAAGCCUAAACGAUAUUACAGCUAUGACGGGUGAUGGUGUGAAUGAUGCCCCUGCUUUGAAGAAGGCUGAGAUUGGCAUUGCUAUGGGCUCAGGCACGGCUGUGGCUAAAUCUGCUUCAGAGAUGAUCUUGGCAGAUGAUAACUUUUCAACCAUUGUGGCCGCAGUGGAGGAGGGCCGAGCCAUUUACAACAACAUGAAACAGUUCAUCCGUUACCUCAUUUCUUCUAACAUUGGAGAGGUAGUCUGUAUUUUCCUCACAGCUGCUUUGGGAAUGCCUGAGGCUCUGAUCCCAGUCCAGUUGCUGUGGGUCAAUCUGGUGACUGAUGGCUUCCCAGCUACUGCUCUUGGCUUCAACCCACCUGACCUGGACAUCAUGUCCCGUCCCCCACGCUCCCCUAAAGAACCACUCAUUUCUGGUUGGCUCUUCUGCAGAUACCUUAUCAUUGGCUGUUAUGUAGGGGCCGCAACAGUUGGAGCUGCUGCCUGGUGGUUCAUGGCAGCUCAUGAUGGACCAAAGCUCAACUACUACCAACUGUCUCACUAUCUGCAGUGCAGUGAAGGUCAUGCUGAGUUUGCAGGAGUGCAGUGCUCAGUGUUCGAGUCUCCAUACCCCAUGACUAUGGCCCUAUCCGUGCUGGUCACUAUAGAGAUGUGCAAUGCCCUCAACAGUUUGUCAGAAAAUCAGUCUCUACUCAAGAUGCCACCAUGGUCAAACCCCUGGCUGGUGGGAGCCAUCUGUCUCUCCAUGGCCCUACAUUUCCUCAUCUUAUAUGUGGACCCUCUUCCUGUCAUAUUUCAGAUCAGGCCGUUGUCUUGGCCUCAGUGGGUGACUGUUCUGAAGAUGUCUCUGCCUGUUAUUUUGAUGGAUGAAGCCCUGAAGUUCUUGGCCAGAAACUACAUAGAGCCUGGCAAUGAGUUGCUGCUGGACGAGGACGGAAAUGCUACCAGGGGAGUGAUUGGCAAACUGCAGCGGGCAUUUAGGGGUGUGUCCUGGUCAUUUGUGCUCAUCUCUGCCCCAUUGCUGGUCUGGAUCUUCAGCCUGGACUCAGACAUAACCAAUAUCUUCUGGGAUUAGAAAGAAGGAGUAUGUGUGAGAGUCUAUGUGUGUGUGAGUAUGUCUGAGUCAGAGAGGCAGACAGAAAAGUGGAUGAUAUACAGAAGCAGUGUAUGCAUCUAAUGUAGAACGAAUUUUGUGCUCAACAUGAAAAACAGUAUGAAUGAAAAGUUACGGAGCCACUAAAGGGAUAUGGUGAAGGAAAAAAAUAUGAGACGGGAGGAAAAAUUAUAUGUCCGUGCUUUUGUUUUCUCUUGCAAAAUAUUUGCGUUCCCCUGAGAAACUUUGCGUUCGCUCACAAAGAACACAAAAGUUUUGCGAGUGAACACAAAGUUCCCCAGGGAAUAGAGCUGUCAAAAGUACCGACUUCGGUACCUAUCGGUACUGAAAUUUUAAAAAUGUGACGCUUUGAGCGCUGUUGAGCGGAUUCGUAAACCUCUGAUUGGCCAUUGUGUUCACACGCUCAUCAGAUAUGUCUAUGAUUGGCUACAAUGAUCAACGCAUGGAUUGAAAGCGUUUUGAAAGCACGUUUGGGAGCGUUUGAAAGCAGGCGUCUGUCAGCGGACUGGUCCGAAAUAGACACCUGCUUUCAAACGCUCCCAUGUGUGUCUGUGUAAGCGCUCGGUGAAGAGCGUCUAUUGAUGACAUAUCCGAUGAGCCGUGAACACAAUGGCCAAUCAGAGGUGUUUACGUUUACAUUUUUAAAAUUUCAGUACCGACUAGGUACCGAAGUCAGUACUGACAACAUUACCAGGGAACGCAAAACACUUGCCAAUGGAAAGCAAAAGCAUUUAAACAUAUUUUUGCCUCCCACCUCAUAAUUUUUCCAUCACCAUGUAAAGGAGCUCCGUAAAAGUUAGAGCAGGACCAGGACAAUCACAGAUAAAUGAAUGCUGGGAAAAGCUAGGGGCAGAGGGAGAAAAAUUAAAUUCAGUCUUAUAAAAUGGCAAGUGAUGUGCUUAUGACCAACUACUUCAGCCUUCCAUGUGUCACUGGUUUUGCAUUUUUUUUUUUUUUUUAAUUAUUUAUUUUUUGAAAAUGAGUUGAAAAUGCACAUAUGUCUGUAUUACUUUAGGCCUGAAAUUUUAAUACAAUUUUAAUUUUAGCUAUUUUUAUUUAUUUAUUUUUUAAUUAGUUGCCUUUUAAAGGUUAUACUUGUGUAAUUUUUGUAUUACUAACGUCACCAAACGGAAAUGCCAUAUGUUUGCUUAAUCAGCCCGAACGGGUGAGACAUAACAACUAACCAUUAGCAUGAAUUUAGCAGCACUAUCCCUUUGACUGACCUAUCAAACACAGUGGAAACUUUGUUUGGUGCUGCUAUUGCCACAGAAAUGACACACUUUCCCUAAAGAAAUAUGGCUAAAACACCCCACAACCAUUGCAAUUAUCUGUCAAAGAAUUUUUCCAUGAUAAAUCACAUUUUAACCACAUUCUGCCACAUACAUUCAAAUGUUUGUUGGGCCUUAGCCAUUUUUAUUAAAUGUUUAGAGGUUAUUAAGAGGUUUAGAGGUUUUUAAGUCAAAGGGAAUUGGAAAAGUAAAUAUCCCAGGAAGAGAUUUCAAAAAUGACUUUUUUUUUUUUUUUUUAAAUACCAAGUUCCGUAAGUUAUUUGUUUAACAUUACUUCACUUGUGCUUGGGGUAAAAUACUCUUUUUUUUAGCAGCAUACAAUACUCUUGUUUCCGGUGUUUUAUAUUUACUACUUCUUUGGUACCAUUUUUUUUUUUAUCAAGUCACAAUGUCAAUCAUCUCUAUUUUGGCAUGCCAUUCAUUUUAAUUUCCUCAAAUUCCCACACUCCAAGGGAUGUGACCAAAAAAAAAAAAAAAAAAAAACCUUUAAGUAUCUUACCUGGAACAUUUCCUCGUCAUUUUUGAAGAUUUUUUUAUUUGGAUACGCCAGCUUAUACCAUGAGUAAUUUAAACUGGUCAUACAAGUCCCAUAGCAUGCGGUGUCACAUUUCAUUCCCUUUUUUAGGGGGUUGGGGUUUUGGAACUUUCACGCUCACGUUGAAUCAUUACUUUCAAAAUGACAGUGGGGAUUUUUACAGAUAUUUUCAUUGUGACUGUUUUGUUUUUUAUUCAUGCUUGUAUGGCAGGGAAUGUUGUUUUGUCUGCCUUUAUCCUUUAAUACGACUCUUGUUUCCCAUGAGUCUGACCAGCUACUAUUCAUUGGGGACAAUUUAUUGCUUAUUAAGACCAAACAUUAUAUCAGGUGUCCAGUUAUCAUACUACGCUUAUCAGAUGGAUGCUGAAAACGUUUGGCAAUAACAUCUGUAAUUGAUCAGAGCCCAAAAAAGAAAGUUUCAGGAUCGGUUGUUGUUAAGAACAGAGCGAUUAAGGUUUCCAUUUCCAUACUAAGAUGUCAAGUUCUCGGGGGGGGG
Ctenopharyngodon idella (grass carp) is the source of this 5917-nucleotide messenger RNA. RefSeq names its product sarcoplasmic/endoplasmic reticulum calcium ATPase 2. Gene Ontology annotation, biological process: calcium ion transmembrane transport; intracellular calcium ion homeostasis. NCBI's taxonomy places the organism in Eukaryota, Metazoa, Chordata, Actinopteri, Cypriniformes, Xenocyprididae. The transcript is spliced from 23 exons. The coding region runs from base 388 to 3558 and encodes 1056 amino acids. Gene Ontology annotation, cellular component: membrane. Gene Ontology annotation, molecular function: P-type calcium transporter activity; ATP hydrolysis activity; ATP binding. The record is from RefSeq and is a predicted model, not a curated record.